UUCGUUGGGCUUUUUUUGGGAGAUGAAGAGCUGUUUAACGUUUUUGACAUAACAUUUUUGUGUGACAAUCGUGUUGUGUGUUGUACAUGGGCAGGAAAUUUUAUUUGCAGCUACCACACCUAAAGGGCACAGAGCAUUUGUUCGAAUGAUUACGUGCUCGUAGCCUCUUCCGAGCAACGGCACCGUAAAAUCGAGUCCUGUUUGUGUUUGUUUGAUUUUUCACACGCACGUCUUUAUUUGUACGAAGACCCCCGUUUUGCUCGUGUGUUUGUGAAACAAUCCGGUUUAAUACUGCUGUCAAAGGCAAAGUGCAAUUGAGUGCAAGUCACGCGUCAUACCAACAUGUCGACAGAAGAACAGCAAGCGGAAGACAAGCGAAGCAGGCUGAGACCUCUUUCAUUCUCUGGAUUACCAACUAAAUGUCUAUCACCUAGUAGUGCAAUUGCCCCCAUUCAGUCUUUUCCUAUGGAAAAAUGGAAUAUCACUGAUGUCAACAAUUCCCCAGGAAAGCUGCAAAUAUCUCCUGAAUUGAUAUAUGAUUUCACAGCUGAGGACCUGGAAGACAUGGGUGAAAUCGGUAGAGGAAAUUUCGGAAGUGUCAAUAAAAUGCUCCAUAUCAAAACAAACACUGUCAUGGCUGUCAAGAGAAUCCGUUCCACUGUUGAUGAAAAAGAACAGAAGCAACUGCUGAUGGACUUGGAAGUCGUUAUGAGAAGCAAUAAUUGUCCAUUUAUUGUACUGUUUUAUGGAGCAUUGUUUACUGAGGGCGACUGCUGGAUUUGCAUGGAAUUAAUGGAUAUUUCUCUGGAUAAGUUUUAUCGUUUUACACACCAGCGGCUUAAGGAAAAGAUCCCUGAAUCCAUCCUUGGGAAAAUGGCUUUUGCGACUGUCCAAGCCUUGAACUAUUUGAAGGAGAACUUGGAAAUCAUUCAUCGUGAUGUCAAACCCUCCAACAUUUUAAUGGACAGGCGCGGGAAUAUCAAGCUGUGCGACUUUGGCAUUUCAGGCCAGCUGGUCGAUUCGAUCGCCAAAACCCGAGACGCUGGAUGCCGUCCUUACAUGGCUCCCGAACGGAUCGAUCCACAAUCUUCCGCUCGAGGGUACGACAUUCGUAGCGACGUGUGGUCGCUCGGUAUCACCUUGAUCGAAAUAGCCACCGGCAAGUUCCCCUAUCCCCAUUGGAACUCUGUUUUUGAUCAGCUGACACAGGUGGUGCAUGGAGAUCCGCCCAGACUCAUCUCUAGCUACAGUAAAAAUCCGACCAAUAAUUCAAGUUCCAAAAAUGGAAACUUGGUUCAAGAGUGUCCAUUUUCAGAUGAAUUUGUGAAUUUGGUAAAUACAUGCAUGCAGAAAGAGGCCCGACAGCGACCCAAGUACUCCAAGCUUCUACAACAUCCGUUCCUGCUGGCCAGCCAGGCCGAGCAAGUCGACGUGAGCGCUUACGUCGACAACAUCCUACAGCGCAUCAAGACGCUCGGUUUGACGGUCGCCGACUUGCAGAUGGAUUAGUACCCUUUCCUUUUUCUCUUUUUUUUCUUUCUUUUUUGGGUCCAUACUUUCGUCUUGUUCCAAGCAAAGUUGUCCGGCUUCCAUCCAAAGAUUCACCUAACCCCAUCCUUUUUUUUAAAGCUCAGAUGGAAAUGGGAAAUAUGAUGCAAAUGAAAACAAAAACAAACAAACAAACAAAAAAAAAAUUAAAAAAAAAGCUAAAAGAAAAAUCAAAUACCUCGUUAUGGAGUUUCUGUUGGCAAUCCUGUCUGAUAUCGACUAACACAAAUAUGCUUUGGACAAUAUUCGUGUCAGUCGACUCUGCGCUAGCAAAAUACGAGUGUAUUUGACAACUGUAAUGCAUACAUCGUAUAUCGUAUGUACAUAAUUACAUAGUGAUGUUGUCUAAAA
Daphnia carinata is the source of this 1899-nucleotide messenger RNA. Its product is annotated as dual specificity mitogen-activated protein kinase kinase 4-like. The record is from RefSeq and is a predicted model, not a curated record. Gene Ontology annotation, biological process: protein phosphorylation; MAPK cascade. Gene Ontology annotation, molecular function: JUN kinase kinase activity; ATP binding. The transcript has 10 exons. NCBI's taxonomy places the organism in Eukaryota, Metazoa, Arthropoda, Branchiopoda, Diplostraca, Daphniidae. The coding region runs from base 343 to 1509 and encodes 388 amino acids.